GGCAGUUUAGUAGUUCAAGAAAGGCCACUGAAAUCCACAAUGGAAGCUACUUAGCAUGCUGGAGAGGGCUAGAGAAGUUUGUGUGGAUGGGAGGUGAGGUGGGAGGUUAUGAGUGACCUUGAUGCCACAGGAGAAGAGGAAUGGCAGGAGCAGAGGACAGCAGAGCCAGGCGUCCUUGGUUACACACAUAUGUGUCUACAGGAGUGAUCCUUGCACCUUACGGACCCGAGUGGCGAGAGCAGCGAAAAUUCUCUGUGUCUACCAUGCGCAACUUUGGCCUGGGCAAGAAAUCCCUGGAGCAGUGGGUGACUGAUGAGGCUGGCCACCUCCGUGAUGCCUUUGCCGACCAGGCUGGGCGGCCCUUCAAUCCCAACGCCAUCCUGGACAAAGCUACGUGCAAUGUGAUCUCGUCUCUCAUUUUUGCUCGUCGCUUUGAAUAUGAAGACCCUUACCUCAUCAGGAUGCUGGAACUGCUGAAAGGUGGCUUGACUGACGUCUUUGGCUUCAUUCCUCAGGUUCUUAACAUGUUCCCAAUCCUCCUGCGCAUCCCAGGACUGGCUGACAAGGUCUUCCAGGGACAGAAGAACUUGGCAGCAAUGCUGGAGGAUCUGUUGACUGAGCACAGGAAGACCCAGGACCCUGAACAGCCACCCCGAGACCUGACCGAUGCCUUCCUGGCAGAGGUGGAGAAGGCCAAGGGGAACCCUGAGAGCAGCUUCAAUGAUGAGAACCUGCGCGUAGUGGUGUCUGAACUGUUUGCUGCAGGAAUAGUGUCCACCUCAACCACACUGUCCUGGGCCCUGCUGCUCAUGAUCCUGUAUCCAGAUGUGCAGAGGAAGUCCCUUGGGAAUGCUUCACUGAGGGGAUGCUCUCCCUCCAGGCGCGUGCAACAGGAGAUCGAUGAGGUCAUAGGACAGGCCAGGAGCCCAGAGAUGGCAGACCAGGCCCGCAUGCCCUUCACCAAUGCUGUCAUUCAUGAGGUGCAGCGCUUUGCGGACAUCGGCCAGUUGAAUUUGCCAUGCAUCACAUCCCGUGACAUUGAAGUCCAGGGCUUCCUCAUCCCCAAGGGAACGACCCUCAUCCCCAACCUGUCCUCCGUGCUGAAGGAUGAGACUGUCUGGGAGAAGCCCCUCCAGUUCCAUCCUGAACACUUCCUGGAUGCCCAGGGCCGCUUUGUGAAGCAUGAGGCCUUCAUGCCAUUCUCAGCAGGCCGCAGAGCAUGCCUGGGGGAGCCUCUGGCCCGCAUGGAGCUCUUCCUCUUCUUCACCUGCCUCCUGCAGCGCUUCAGGUUCUCGGUGCCUAAUGGACAGCCCCGGCCCAGCUACCAGAGAGUUGUUGGUGUUGUGACAACUCCCUCCCCCUACGAGCUCUGUGCAGUCACUUGCUAGCAGGACACAGAUUCUAGUCCCGCCCCCAGCUCACUCUGAUCUUCCCACAAUAAACCAGUUUUGUGGCUG
Messenger RNA from Peromyscus leucopus (white-footed mouse), 1457 nucleotides. Its product is annotated as cytochrome P450 2D28-like. The transcript is spliced from 7 exons. NCBI's taxonomy places the organism in Eukaryota, Metazoa, Chordata, Mammalia, Rodentia, Cricetidae. Gene Ontology annotation, cellular component: intracellular membrane-bounded organelle; cytoplasm. Gene Ontology annotation, molecular function: iron ion binding; heme binding; oxidoreductase activity, acting on paired donors, with incorporation or reduction of molecular oxygen, reduced flavin or flavoprotein as one donor, and incorporation of one atom of oxygen. Gene Ontology annotation, biological process: xenobiotic metabolic process; arachidonate metabolic process. Bases 141 to 1388 code for a protein of 415 amino acids. The record is from RefSeq and is a predicted model, not a curated record.